Procambarus clarkii (red swamp crayfish) is the source of this 4452-nucleotide messenger RNA. The record is from RefSeq and is a predicted model, not a curated record. NCBI's taxonomy places the organism in Eukaryota, Metazoa, Arthropoda, Malacostraca, Decapoda, Cambaridae.
UGUUGGCGUGAGCGAGGAGGGGGGUGUUGUGCCCCCGGUGUUGCUGAGGGUGCCGGCCCCCGUCAAGCGUGCAACCAUGCAUCCCAACAUGACGUCCAAGGAGGCUGAGGUGCCCCCAGAGCAGGUGGAGCCAGUCGACCUCAGUGUGAGGACGACCAAGAUCAUGAUGGGCAAAGUCAACGACGGCCACUCUCCCAUCAAGGGCUACAAGGACCACAACGCUGGAGUCGUCCUUAAAGUGCCAACCUUUCCCUCCUUCGCCCUUCAGUCACUCGGGGUCGACCUCUCCCUCAAAGCUGAGAGCGACUCGCCGCCCAGUCCUGAUGCCUUCGGCGUGAGUCUGGACGCCCUGAGGACUGGCUCCACCACGCUGCUCUCCAUACGCAAGAUCCGGGAGGCAUCGCUAGCGUUGUGUGGGAAGCGGUCGUUGAGCGAGAGUCCUUCACCACCGCCUGUGUCGUCCCCUCCCGUGGCGCACCUCGCUUCCUCCGGGGGAGUCUCCGUCUCCAUCACCUCCUCCGCCGGCGCAGCCUCACUCCUCUCACCAUCUUCGCAUUCGCUCAUCUCUUCGUCGUCGUCAUCGUCGUCUUCCCCGCCUUCCCCUCCAGCGGGGGCGCCGCGGCCCCCCGGCCGGCCCCCUCCACAACCCGCCGACUACACCGACGCCCUCAGACGGCGGAAAGUUCACAAGUGUGACUUCGAGGGCUGCGAGAAGGUCUACACCAAAAGUUCGCACCUCAAGGCACACAAGCGCACACACACAGGGGAGAAGCCUUACCAGUGUACGUGGGACGGGUGCAUGUGGCGAUUCGCGAGGUCAGACGAGCUGACCCGCCACUACCGUAAACACACAGGCCAGAAACCCUUCAAGUGCCAGCUGUGUCAGAGGUCAUUCUCCAGGUCAGACCACCUCUCCCUCCACAUGAAGAGGCACUGAAGGGAGCAGGAGGGGAUGAUAGAGUCAUGUCCCUCAAGUUUUGAUCUCUAUUGUACUCACAGCUCGUGGGAUGAGAAUAUUGCUUCACGUUUCUCUGCUCAUGUGGAGGAACGACGGCUCCAGCGAUAGGGCCAAGAGCGACAUGUUUUCCAAGCACACACCUCGUGUCGUCCUUGUGUCGUCCUCACUACGAGAGCUGCAGGUGGGGGUGACGACGACCUCCUUUCGUGCCAAGAGAAGCAAAGAUGUCGACUAGUUGUCCCAUUAGUCUUGGCUAACAAGCCUCCAUGGGAGCAAGAUGUUCUGAGCAUUGUUUUGAAAUAUUAGCAGGUCCCAAUUAUCCUUCCAGUAUUUUUGGGAGGGCCAAAACGAUGAAUGAAAUGGUGGUGAUAAUUUGACCCUGUACAGUUUGUGUCGAUAAAAAAAAAACUAAAAAAAAAACACUAAAAAAACUAUACAAAGUAUCGCCACCCCUCUGUAUGACCUCUUGUGUUUUAUCACUAGUGAUAGUGUGUGUGAUACGUGUAUGGGACAUUCCAACAGUAAGUAUGUCCACCUAAGAGAAAAUUAUUGGUCAUUUAUAGAUAAGGAAAAAAAAACAAGAGAAAUUUUUACCGACGAGUCGUGUCAGCGACGCGACGGGGCGAGUGCUUCAUGCCAGACAAUAACUUAAAUAUUUACCGACAUUAUACACUGAACCGCAGUCUUCCAGAUGCCUUGUGACUUAUCAUAGAAUGUAUUUUCAUUUCCGGAGAAUCGUGUGCUCUAGAGUCAUUCGUCAUGAUUGGAUUUUAUAAUAAUGAUAUUUGGCGCAAGAUUAAAUAUUAUUAUAUAUGUCUCAACUUUACACAAAACAAAAAAAAAAAGAUGGGGUAAUUUAAAUCUUUUUAUGCUUGAAAAAAUAUAUUUCAAGAAGUGAUACUAUUUCUAAGCACAAAUAGAUGAAACAGUGCAUGUAAGUAGUCUUCCAACUUCCUUGUGAUGGAAACAGUGUUUGUUAACUUACGAGAUCUUCCAUUGCUAAGCUGACAGCCCGAGAUAGCCUCGGCCAGGAGAGCACCCGCCCCUGCACACAAACACACGCACUCACUCACUCACUCAAUCACUCACUCACUCACUCACCCUUCAGGAAAGUCGUCAAAGUGCUCAAAUUAGUUCCAAUCCUUGUGAAGUCUCUAAAGACUAAGAGUGACUAUAUUUGUAUAAUUAAUAUCCAAGUGAGCGUUGUUAUACGUUACCCCUGGUAACGGACCUCGCCUGGUGGUGGUGGUGGUGGUGGUAGUAGCGUGUGCAGAGCCGGAUGCCUCCGCCGGGUUCACGGUUAGGGGACCACUGGACUACGGGGCCUCAGUGCUGAAGCCUUUUUUGUGCUCGAUAUAACAAAUAAUAUGUAGGAUACGCAGUCUCCAGGAUGUAUGUAGAAUCAAAAGAACUGUGAUUUCUCUGACUGUACUUAUUUCCGCAUUUUGUCUGAAUUAUUAUUACGCCCGGUAGGGGCUUUUUACAUAUUGUAUAGUACAAAAAUAUUAGCCCGGAGAGUUUUUGGUGUUGACGGCCGCAGCCUCCUCAUCUCUCUCUGUGUGUACGGACUGACUGUGUACAUCCGACUGCUUCGCCCCACACUGGAGGCGGGUGUAGUCGAGCUUUGGAUCUCUCUCUCUCUCUCUCUCUCUCUCUCUCUCUCUCUCUCUCUCUCUCUCUCUCUCUCUCUCUCUCUCUCUCUCUCUCUCUCUCUCUCUCUCUCUUCUCUGGUGUGUCCCACCUAACUAUAUAUGGCUUCUUAUGUCAAAACUGUGUUGGUGAAGACUUUCUGGCCCCCCCCCCUGCGUCUCCCUCUACCCCCCCCCCCUCCUUCGAUCUUUACCAAUCACAUAAUGAAUAGAAUUAUUUUUUGUUUGAAUUUGCUUUCCUCCUCCCCCUCCCUCCCCCCUCUCCCAUAGUAAUCAGCAGGUAUUAAAAUCGCCUACAGGCUAAUUUAUCCUUUUUAUACCACCUGAUAAUGGUCCACGACGGACCGAAACCUCGUCGCUUUUAUUCAUUCUGAGGCGAGAGUAGGUUGGGUGUCGCUUUUUGAGCCCCGUUAUUCUGUCUCCAUAGUUUAGCCUUUUUGAGCCCCGUUAUUCUGACUGUCUCCAUAGUGUAGCCUCUGUCUACUCGACUCAAAUUUAACGUUUGUUCCGCUGUACUUUGAUUCGAGACACUUGAAGCUGUUUUUUUUCCCCUCCCUUUCUUUCCCGUUUAGUGGUUCCCUUCCCUCUUUGUGCUAGUUCCACACACUGCUUAUCCGUCCCCCUUCCUUUGGUCGUUCCCACGCUUUCUCUCCCAGCUGACCGUCGACGACUGUCGCCGCGAGGUCCAGCUUUAAUUCAUAUUUUAUAAUAGUGUGUGUGUGUGUGUGUGUGUGUUGUGUCCGACCAGUGAGAGGGUUAGCUAGUAUGAACGUCGAGACCGUCGAAUGUUGUCAAGCUUCGUAGUCAGCGAGCAAGCAAGUCGUCGUCGUCGUCGCCGUCGUCGUCGCCGUCGUCAGUCCUUUUAAGUGUUGGAUGUGUCAAGAACAAUCCAAAAAUAUACAUGGCCAUUUUGUUGUUUUGGUUUGAAUGAGGAAAGUUGGGGGUACGUAAGCUUUAAGAAUUUGUUGUGUAAAAAUAUAAAAUAAUAAUGUGAUGCGGCGGGUUUUUAAGCAACGUUGGCACAAUGGUUGUGGAAAAUAUGUUAAAGGUGGUUCGUAACUCGAGUUGGAGGUGGCAGUAGUCGUUGUAGUUGCUUGUGCAAGUCGUUUUCCUGUGGGGAGCUGUCGGAUGAACGAGGCAGGCUGUUUCUUGAAGAGACAACAAAUGUGAAAGCAAUAGCCUAUUAAGGGUGGGAGUGAGUGGUAGUGGGGGUGAGGGAAGGGAUAUUUAGCAGUAAUUUCCCACAAUAGAGGCAAUUUGGUCAAAUAGCUACAGAAAGAGAGAGAUAGUUUUACUAAAAAAGAAAAUAUAAAAACAUUUUUUUUUUUUUCAAAUUGUCAUUAGAGUAAACUGAAGGUUCAAUUCAGACAAUAACUGUGUGUGCAACGGCCCUGUUGUUUCCUCGUGAUGUAUGACGCCCUCUUGAACUUGUGUGGUCAAGAAAAAAAAAAUUCUAAGUUAUAUAUAUAUAUAAUCUUAUAGCUGUCAAAGUUACCAAAAACUCUUUAACUCGAUGGACACAUUAACAGGUAACGUGUAGUUACGAGUUUGACAAACUUUUUGAUUUUUAAUAUUUUUUCGCCUCUGUCUUUACUACGAAGGUUCUUAUUUUUUUUACAACUGUUGUAAACAUGGCUUUUGUUAUUUAUUGAGUCAAUGCCACCAUUAACAGCCAUCUUGUACAAUGUUUAUAAUGAGCCACUAAUAUUAUAAUGACAUAAAUGACAUUUGUUAUUAUGAAAUUAACGUUGUUGAAUCUCAUUGCCAUGUGGUCCAACUUUUAUAUUUCUAGUUGGUUUUAAUUAUUUAAUUGUGUUUUUAAAAAGGAGUGAAACUACACAGAAA